AUGGCUGUUUGUGAAUCGUCGUCGGUGGCCUCGUACGCGUCGCAUGACCGACCCCCGCCGAUGAACCCUGAGGUCGGGAUCUACCCGGAGCAUGCAGACGUGUUGGAUGAGGGGAACAUCCCGAACAUCGACUCUCUCGUUCGAGACCUCAAGGUGGUGGAAGCUGUGCAGAUCCCGACGCAACGACGACCUUCAGAUGUAGAUCAGAGUGAUGACCGAGGCAACAAUGGCCCUAUCCGAGGGAACAACUUUCGUGGAUCGGAUGGCGCGCCUGAUCCGGAGCAGGCUCGCGCUGCCAGGGCGGAAGAGGAGAGGGAGCGACUUGAGCGAGAGAUCCGUCUAGCCGAAGAUCCUCAACAGACUUCUAGGCCGGACCCAAGGCUCGAGGAGGAGGAGGAGUUUGUGAAGCAGAGGAUCGAAGAGGUUGAGGAGAGGAUAAGAGUGAUCCUUGCGAACCCUCUUGGACAAGAUGGUCUUGGGCGCAAGAAGGUCUGGAGAGUUCGCCCAUCGUCGCAAGUUUGGACACAAGUGGUGGGAGAGAAGAGCGUGUCUGAAGUUGUAAAACAAUCAGCAAACGUCGUUGCUAGUGGGGCCAUCUCGGCUGUUCGCGGGACCGCAGAAACUGUUGCGAGUGGAGCUACGACUGUAGCAUCAUGGAGCUACAAGCCGACCUUAUGGACUGCAGCUGAGAUCGCUUCUGGGACAGCGUCCAUGGUAGCUACAGGAGCAUACAGGAUAGCUUCAACGGUUGCAACUGGUGUCUAUCAUGGGGCCAACGUGCUGGUGGAGACGGUCGAUGAGCACAAGGACGAGCUGGGAAGGCUGCAGUCGGAACUUUCAGAGCUCUCCGACAGGCUGGGGGCUAUCGAUGCCAAACGAACCAACGCAACGCUGAAGAUUGUCAGCCCGUGCGAGGGUUCUACUUGGUAUUCAAAUCAUGCCUGCAACAUCAUUUGGGAGCAUACCGGAUGCAUUCAGGCACGAGGCCUCUCCAACACCAACUCCUUCACCUACCUCGUCUCCCCUCAGCUAGAGCGCGGAUCUUACUGCCUCCGCAUCGACGGCCCCUGCGACUCCAGAGCUGAUGUUGUGGAUAGACAGUGA
Guillardia theta CCMP2712 is the source of this 1104-nucleotide messenger RNA. RefSeq lists its product as hypothetical. The transcript has 20 exons. Lineage: Eukaryota; Cryptophyceae; Pyrenomonadales; Geminigeraceae. Bases 1 to 1104 code for a protein of 367 amino acids. The record is from RefSeq and is a predicted model, not a curated record.